AUGUUUGAUAGUAUUCAGUUUGAUUGCAAUUCGAGUGUUUUCAGUUUGAUAUUCAGUGCUGACAAUUCUCCAAAUUUUGCAGUUUACUUUCUUCAAAAUGAUGGCUACAGACAGCUGAAUAAGGGUUGUGCCCAAUCACUAAGCUUUUAUGCUACUUUAUUGCUAGCUUGCUGCUCAAUGUCUAGACGGAAUUCAUUCUCUAGUGGAAAAUCCACUGAGUCAGUUGGAUCGUAUUGCUUCAUCCAUGGUCACAAACCUUGCAAUGGUGAUUCUUCCCGUCCGGAUCUUGUGCCUGAUGCGAAAUGGUGGCUGAACCAUUAUGGGCUUGAGCAAGGGUACUCCAUUGACCAGCUAAAUGCAUUCGACAUGGAUGCUAAACUUUUGGCUGCUAACUACCUUAAGGAAAAACCGAAAACGGACGGAGAAAGCAAACUUAUUGAGGAAUAUGUUAGUACUGACUCCAAAAAUGAUCCUUCUUUUUCUUCAGAGCACUUGAAGCAUUUGUACUCUCACUGCAAGAGUAAUGGAGAUAGCUGGUUGCUCGGAUUUGAAUCUGCCAUUAAUGAUCCCCAAAAUGCUCACUUCGCUGGUUUGGAGUCCUGCAAUAGCACCCUCUUUGAACAGCCGGAGAAGCUUUGUUCUGAUCUGGACUCGCACUGGAUUGGAGUUAAGAAGGUUGACCCAUGGUGGGAUGCAGUUGAAAAAGAUGAUUUGGCAUCCUUGACUUCCCCGAAUUCAUCUCACCAGAAUAAAAAUUGCAAUCAUCCAGGAGUUCAGUCCGUGCAUGGUGAAAGUGCUUCUGAAAAUGGUCUGUUGUGUUUCGACCAACGUGAAGAAAGAAUGGUGGAUAAACAGAUAAAACUCUCACGUGUGCCCCAAUGUACUCAAGGUGAUUUUGCUUCUGUGAGCAUUGUGAACCCACUCGGUAAACAAGGGUUAGCAGAUCCUACACUGCAAGAGUCGGAUAGAAGUUGCAGCAGCAAAGUUGGUCAGAAUGCAGCAAAAGUGGACUCAUCGGAUACUCGAGUACAAAAUGGUGAUCUUAGCAGAGGCGAACUAUUAGAGGCACUCUGCCACUCUCAAACAAGAGCGAGAGAGGCUGAGAAGUUGGCACAAGAAGCCUGUGACGAAAAGGAUCAUGUUUUCGAUCUCUUUUUCCAGCAGGCGUCGUGCCUCUUUGCUUAUAGGCAGUGGCUCCGCCUGCUGCAGCUAGAGACAUUAUGCCUUCAUCUCAGAAGCAAAGAUGAGAUCACCUCUUUUACCCUGCCAUCUCUCUCACCUUGGGUCAAGAGGAAUUUGUGGAAAAACAGAUUCGAUGCUGCUGCUAAAAAGAAGGUAAACCGACGGAGCUGUAACGCUAGCAGAUGUGCUGUUGCUUUUGCAAUAGGUUUGGGUCUCGCUGGUGCUGGUUUACUCGUUGGUUGGACGAUCGGAUGGCUCUUUCCUGCUUUUUGA
Messenger RNA from Salvia splendens (bonfire salvia), 1455 nucleotides. RefSeq lists its product as uncharacterized. The transcript has 2 exons. NCBI's taxonomy places the organism in Eukaryota, Viridiplantae, Streptophyta, Magnoliopsida, Lamiales, Lamiaceae. The record is from RefSeq and is a predicted model, not a curated record. Bases 1 to 1455 code for a protein of 484 amino acids.